Messenger RNA from Patella vulgata (common limpet), 7059 nucleotides. RefSeq lists its product as uncharacterized. The coding region runs from base 409 to 4452 and encodes 1347 amino acids. Lineage: Eukaryota; Metazoa; Mollusca; Gastropoda; Patellidae. Gene Ontology annotation, biological process: regulation of apoptotic process. The record is from RefSeq and is a predicted model, not a curated record. The transcript is spliced from 12 exons. Gene Ontology annotation, molecular function: GTP binding; protein binding.
AGAGAAUGACUUUAUUAUGCUUGUAACUUUGUAACCUAUAUGUAGCAGUGCUUAAUAUAAAAUGUGGUAGUGUUCUUACUGUGUGUAACCAUAAACUUAAUGAGUGGCAGAAUAAAUACACAAUAUUUAAAGUGGAGUCCUAAGAAGAAAAUAAGAAACAAACGCGGCCAGAGACAAUACUAGACGAUCAUGGGUUGUUCCAGAAUAUGUAAGUCGUGGUGGCUCAGUGAGUAAGGUGCUGCCUUGCUAUCCAGGAGGUGGCUCAGUGAGUAAGGUGCUGCCUAGCUAUCCAGGAGGUUUGAUACCGGAGGGCCAUUCAAGAAGUUGAAGACUACGUAUACUGGAAGGCACAAGGCCAUCAUAUAAACUGUCAACCAUCACCCGAAACGAGCAUCCAUUCAGGGCAUCAUGUCUGGCAAGAUAAAUAAUGGUGAAAGACAUUCAACUGGUAAAAAUUCAGUCCCCCAAAUAGAAACACAGCCAUCACCUAGUACCAGUAUUAGUGCAGAUACAGUAUCAGCUUUAGUUUCACAAACAGAAACUUUACAUGAAAUCAGGGUAUCCAUUAUAGGAAAGACAGGAGUUGGUAAGAGCGCAUUAGGAAAUGCGCUGUUACAACAAGAUAACUUUAAAUCUCAACAACAGACUACCUCAGUAACAUCUGAAUGCAGUUCAGGACAACGACAUCUUCAAUUAAAUGGCGUAGAUACCUUACUAAAAGUUGUGGAUACACCAGGUUUGUUUGACACAGGUAACAGUAACCAAACAAUAGCUAAGGAAAUCGUUAAAUGUAUUAAUUUUUUAUCACCAGGGCCGCAUUUGUUCCUCUUUGUCAUCAGAAUUGACUUAAGACUCUCACAAGAGGACAUAAAAGUUCUUGAGUAUUUUAAAAAUACUUUCGGUGAAUUAAUUGAUAAAUUUGCCGUUGUUGUGUUUACUGGGAAAGAUCAACUGGAUGAUCGAAGUGAAGAGGAUGCUAUGCGUGAACUUCAUGCUCAGUUAUCAACAUUUAGUGAUGUUUUUAAACACCGUCGAUUCGCAACGAUCAAUAACAAAGAUAGAACAGAAGGCAAGAUGAAAGAUGUUGACAGAAUCUUACAAUUACUUCAUACAACUAUACAGAAUAAUGGUGGGGACUUUUAUAAAAACGAAAUGUACGAAGAGGCAAAGAAAUUAUUUGAAGCAAGAAUAUGUGAUGAAGAAGAAGACAAACAGAGAGCUUUGGCUGAAAUAGACCAACUAAAGAAAGAACUCGAUAAACGGAUUCACCAAGAACUGAAUUGGCAGAAAGAGAAGGAGCAAUGGACUGAAGAACGUGCUCAAUUUAUUGAAGAUAAAAGAAAUAAAGAAAUCGAUUUGGACAAAAGAGAAAUGGAACUAAAACAAAAAGAAACUGAAAUUUUGAGAAUUCAACAGUUAGAAAGUGAAAGACAAUCAGCAACUAGCAGACAAUCAUACACUGAAUUAGCCAGUACUUCAACAUAUCAGCAUGCAAUUAGAAAAAAUGAGAAACGAAUACAUAAUGUGAGUGAGGACAUAAAUAUAUCUCGUCCAAAGAAAAUCAGAUAUGAACCAAGAUGUAAAGAGAGAGGAAAGAUGCGUAAAGACGAUGAAGAAAACAUUAAAAAAAAUUUUGUGUUUCUACUGGAUAAUAUAACUGAACCAGAACGUUUAUUAGAUCGUCUGUUUGGAAAAUCAGUUUUUGAUAAUGACGAUAUGGAAAAUAUUAGAGGCAUAAAAGGAAAAAGAGCUAUGAAACAUGAACUACUUACCAGAUUGCUUGAUGGCGGGUCAAAUUCCUACCAAAGUUUCAUUGAUAGUUUAAACGAAGAAGGCUACACGACAGUAGUUGAACAAUUACAAUCAAAUACUGUAAUACGGCACCAUAUCAAUCAAACCUAUGGAGAAAUAUCUGGUUCCCAAGGGAAUCAGUUAAUGAUUAGAGAAAUGGGUGAUAGAAACCAGAUGAUGCUCAGUGGAAUCGAUGAACACUAUGACGUAUCACAUUCAGAAGUCGGAAACAGAUCAGAUAGACACAAGGAAUGUGGCGAGGUUGAUGUUGUGAAAGUUGUGGUCAAGAAGUCAAACAACACUGUCAUUGUAUCAAAGGUGAAAUCUGACUAUAAGAACAUUCGAGUAAAGGAAGAGAUAAUAUCAAAAUCCGGAUAUCAGGUUAAAAAUAUUGCCAAUUAUGUUGUGUAUGAGAACCCCGAGCCCAUGGUUAACUAUGCAUUAGAGGAUGAGCAAGAAGAUCAUGUUGAAACAGCUGAUGUAGCAGUAGAUAUGACUGAUGAUCAGACAGCUAAAACGAGUGAACUAGUAGGCCUAGCGAUUAAACAAGAACCACUCGAUAUUGAUGAGACUUAUGGGGUAACACAACCAACUAUUCUGUCAUCCACCACAAGACAAGAUAUAGUUUACACUGAUGAUCAACAAGAUGAUGUUAAAUUAACUACAGUUGAUACAACUCAGACAUCUGUACAAAACAAGCUGCGGUCCCCUAGCUCUAUUCAACCAUUGACCACCACAUUAUCAACUCCAGUAUUAAACCAACCACUUGUUGUGUAUGAAGAUGGUUCAAAGUCAGAAAACCACCCAAAAGAACCAAAUGACGAUUCUUCAAUGACUGAAGCAAUUAAUAGUGAAAAUAAGCUUGCGCCACAAAAUGAAAAUAAUAACACUACACCGGAUGUAAUAACAACUAAUUGUAAUAAAACAACGGACAACAAUAUAAUGAUUGAUGUGGAAUCAAUAUAUAAAACUUGUCAAUAUGGUACACUUGAUGAAGUCGACAAUUUAAUGCGUAAAAAUAUGAGUUUAAAUAUUACUGACAGUUUGGGACAAACACCAGCAUUUUAUUGUGUUAUGUCUGACAUACAUCCAUUAAAGAAGUUGAAAUUACUUGUCUUUGCUGGUGCCAGGCUGGAUGUCACAUGUCAAGGUGGUUUUAGUAUAUUACACCAGACUUGUCUGUAUGGUACAGCAGACUGCAUAAAAUAUUUACUAGAAAUAGGUUUUUAUAAAGAGAUUAGAGAUAAUAAUAAUAGGACGCCUGUAUUUUAUUGUAUUCAAUCUAAAGUAAGUCCAGUAGAGAAGCUAAAGUUACUCUACUCUGCUGGUGCUAGCUUUGACGUUAAGGAUCAUGAUGGUUGUAGUAUAUUAGACAAGGCUUGUCUGUAUGGUACAGCAGACUGUUUAAAAUGUUUACUAGAAAUAGGCCUAGAUAAAGAGAUUAGACACAAUAAAAAUAAGACGCUAAUAUUUUAUUGUAUACAGUCUGACAUAAGCCCAGUAGAGAAGCUAAAGUUACUCUACUCUGCUGGUGCUAGGUUUGAUGUUAAGGAUCGUGAUGGUUGUAGUAUAUUAGACAAGGCUUGUGAGUUUAGUACAACAGAAAGUGUAAAAUAUUUAUUGGAAAUACGCCUUGAUAAAAAUGGUAGAGAUGUAUAUAAUAGUAAGCCAGUAUUUUAUUGUCUUCGAUCUAAAGUAAACCCAGUAGAGAAGCUAAAGUUACUCUACUCUGCUGGUGUUAGCUUUGAUGUUAAGGAUCGUGAUGGUUGUAGUAUAUUAGACAAGGCUUGUCUGUAUAGUACAGCAGAGCGCAUAAAAUAUUUACUAGAAAUAGGCCUUGAUAAAGAUAUUAGACACGAUAAAAAUAAAACGCUAAUAUUUUGUUGUGUUCAAUCUAAAGUAAGCCCAGUAGAGAAGCUAAAGUUACUCUACUCUGCUGGUGCUAGGUUUGAUGUUAAGGAUCGUGAUGGUUGUAGUAUAUUAGACAAGGCUUGUCUGUAUGGUACAGCAGACUGUUUAAAAUGUUUACUAGAAAUAGGCCUAGAUAAAGAGAUUAGACAAAAUAAAAAUAAGCUAAUAUUUUAUUGUAUACAGGCUGACAUAAGCCCAGUAGAGAAGCUAAAGUUACUCUACUCUGCUGGUGUUAGCUUUGAUAUUAAGGAUCGUGAUGGUUGUAGUAUAUUAGACAAGGCUUGUCUGUAUAGUACAGCAGACUGUUUAAAAUAUUUACUAGAAAUAGGCCUAGAUAAAGAGAUUAGACACGAUGAAAAAAAUAAGACGCUAGUAUUAUAUUGUAUUCAAUCUAAAGUAAGCCCAGUAGAGAAGCUAAAGUUACUCUACUCUGCUGGUGCUAGGUUUGAUGUUAGGGUUCGUUCUCUUAAUAUGUUACAUCUGGCUGGUCUGUAUGGUACAGCAGACUGUUUAAAAUAUUUCCUAGACAUAGGCCUAGAUAAAGAGAUCAGACACGAUGAAAAUAAGACGCUAGUACAUUUUUGUAUAUGGUCUGGCAUAAGCCUAUUAGAGAAGCUAAAGCUGCUCUACUCUGCUGGUGCUAGGUUUGAUGUUAAGAGUUAUAGAGGUCUUAGUGUAUUAGAUGAGGUUCGUACCUAUGGUUGGACAGAAUGUGUAACAUAUUUGCGUGAAGUAGGCCUUGAUAAAUAGAAGAUAGAUAAGGAUACAUCUUUAUUUUAGUAGUUAAUAAUUUUGUUAGGACUAAAUGAAAAUAUUUUGUUUUAUUUUGAUGUAAAUUUGAAGAUUUGUUAUAAACCAUUUUCUGUCAAUAUCAACAACAUUCUGUACACAGACACACUACCUAUAUACCUGCCAUUAAAACUAGUACCGGUAACACAUGAUUACAACAUCACAGGUCAAGGUCACAAACUGAAUAGCAUGAAUAGAAAAUUAACUGUUGUGAUGAUCAGGAAAGUCAGUUUUAUCCCAAUAUUCUUUUAAAUAACAACACAAUGAUUUUGACUAUAUUAACCAAGAGAUAUGAUUGGAGAGGAAUCAGAAUAAUAUUUGAAAUAAGAUAAGAGUUUUAUUGAUGUUGAACCUGUAAUGAUAGAAGAGGACCAUGCAGUAUCUUGUGGAUGUAAAACUAAAUUUAUAAAUUAUAGUUUAUCCAGAGCUGUUAAAACUAAAUACCCAACAUAAUACAGGAAACAAUAUAUUUGCUAUAGAAGAGCUGCUGUGUUCCAAAAUAAACCCUCAUUUAAAUAUGUUUGUGAUUAUUUGAUACGUGAUUGUAUCAAGAGAUAUCCACUAGAAAACUGUCCAAUGUGUAAAAAACAUGUUUUGGCUAAAGAUCCGGAGAAUCAACUGAAAGGUCAAUUGAAAGAGUUUAUUGUAGUCAUCUGUUUCCUAAUGGUUGGUUAGAUACGUACAUGAAAAUACCUCCAUUUAUAGGAGGUAAAAAAUGUUCUUUCUGUGACAAAAAAAAUUAUCAUGGAAAAAUGGAAGGUGUCAGCUGAAGUAAUGGAGAAUAGAUGGGCACAUAAACAAGCUAAACAAAGAGAACUAGAAGAAGUUGUAGAUUUUUUAAUAGAUUGAAAUAAUUUAUAAUACACCUCUACUUUUGUCGAUAAAAAUACCAAAUAUAGUGGACCCUGUUACAUCCGACCUCUGAAUACUACGACACUCUGUGAAAUCCGAAAUCAUUUUCAUGUCCCGAUUUAUUUCCUUAUUACUUCAGCCAAAAAAGCUUUUAGUAAUUCGUAUUCUGAAUAUUCUGAAUUACGGCAUCAAUCAACCGUCCCAUCACACGAAUUCCAUUGAAUCCACAUUGUAUAAUCCGGCCUUCAAUCGGGGGGUGUGAAGCCACAAAAGAUUAACAAGCAAUCACCAAUCAAUUAUCAGUGAGUUUAAAAACUCGAUCGCGUAGGUCUUUGUUGAUUACUUUGAUAAUUUUAUAAUCUCUUGAAAGACAGUUGUGACAAAUACUCAAGAAUACCCACAAAUUUUCCCACGAAUUCACAGUCGUAAAAAUAUUCCUAGUACCUGUUGGAGACAUUCGUUGCGCAUGCCGAUAGAACCGGAAUACCUAAGUUUGUUCACCCUACGAUCUCUCAGAAACGUUUAUGACGACCUGGAUAUAGAAUGACAGAUUAUCAAUGAACACGUGACACCAAAGACAAGUGUGCGAUCAACUGAAGACGCUGAAGAAGAUAAACUUGACCUAUUCAAAAUGCCUACGCAUGUUAUAUGAAAUAAAAAUUAAUGUAAUAUAAUUUUGAAUGUACAGAAAGGUUUACCAUUUUUAAAGGGAAUAACGUUCUGGGGAUUCGAAGCUACAUUAUAAAUAAUAUUUCUGGCUUUCGAAGUUACAAUAAUACACUUCCGGUUUUGAGAAAACUGAGUAUUCCGACACUCUGCUUAAUCUGACAUAUUGUAACGAUCCCGUACAAUGUCGGAUUUGACAGAGUCUACUGUAUAUAUUUCACAAUCUCGGCUUUAAAUUUAUAGUUUAUAAUAAUGUACUUUUACAUGGAAAGAUACCAUAUAUGUAUAUUCUACAAUCUCAACUUCAAAUUUACAAUUUACUAACAAAUAUAUUUAUUUACAUUUUAUUCAAUGUCUCUGACAUCUGAGAUAUUUAGAAAACCUUUACAAACUACAGUAUUGUAAAAAUUGAAUCUCUGAAAAAAACUCUCUUCAGUAUUUACAAAGAUAUGUUGAAUUGAAAAUGUGUCAAUAUUCAGAAUUCUCUACAGUUGAUAUAAACGAGAUACGGGAUAUGAUCAAAAGCCAAGGCCAGGGGCGGAUCCAGGAAUUCCAGAAAGGGGGUUUCAUGCUGCCCCCACUUGGAAGUGCGAAGCCCGGCCCUCGGUGGGCAGACUGACUGGCAAUCAACCAAGUCACCAACCGGCUCAUUUCGGAGUAAAUUACGACGGGGAUCACUACCAUUUUGAAGUAUUUUUGUUCUCCUUUCCUGCAAAUUGUUCACCACUGCAAAAAAUGGUGGGGGGGGGGGGGGCGCACGCCUGAAGGCCACCUGUAAUCUUCGUUAAAAUCUUUUGAUUGCUCUCUUUUUAAUCCGACUCGGGAGAUUUUCAGUUCUAACUUUAAUUUUGUUUUCUCAAAGAUGCAUUAUAUACGCUCGUAAGAUUUAGAUAAAGAGCUGGCAGUUCCUGUUGCUCGUGGUGGGCAUAUAGGAGGCUUGAGUCAAGCUCCUGUCUGUGUCUUAAAAACAUUUGUAUGAUUCCUACACCCUUCUCACAAAUUAUAAAUAGUAUUUAUUAGUAAAUAAAUAAAUGUAAUAUUGUUUUUAAA